AUGCAUCCAUGGCAUGUAUUCGAAAACGUAGCAAACGCAAUUCGUCAAAACCAAGAUAUUGACCCUGUCUCGCCAGCAGUCCUAAAGUUUCCAAACCGUCGGGCGGUUGCCAUGUACGCAAUUUUCGAGAAUCUGUCCCGGAAACUUUACAAGUCGUACAAUGCAAAAGGGUGGCCCGCUGGGCUCCAAAGGAGAAAGUUUAAUGAGAAGCUAGUAUCGAAAUUCCGUUAUAGCAAGCUUCUGGACACCAGGAUCUGGCGUCAACAUGUCCUCCAAAAGAUGUACAAAAUCGAAAUCGCCGCAUGGACCGUCGGUAAAAACACAACGCCUCUAAGUCGACUGGUCCAGUAUGGCGAGUUUCUCGCGCGUUUGGCGGUCAUCGUUGGCCCUGGUCUCCUUCUAUGUAAAAACGGCAAAAACGGCUUCUCGGUUAACACCUUCCAGAGAAUGAAAGAAAAGGAGAGGGUAGCCCUCUGGCAGCGGCUUACUGCCGACCCUGAGCGCACAGCAUCGGCACGGCGCAUCUUGGCUGACCAGGCUGUGUCACAGCAGACCUAUCAACUGCGGAACUAUAUCUCGUUCACCGCCAUACCACUUGCCAAAUUGCUGGAGCGUGUGAAGCGCUUUCCUCCGCCGAAGGAAUUGGAUUAA
Molecule: messenger RNA, 651 nt
Organism: Spizellomyces punctatus DAOM BR117
Lineage: Eukaryota; Fungi; Chytridiomycota; Chytridiomycetes; Spizellomycetales; Spizellomycetaceae
Exons: 2
Coding region: 1-651 (216 amino acids)
Source: RefSeq, a predicted model, not a curated record